Seminavis robusta is the source of this 1233-nucleotide messenger RNA. The record is from the annotation of a GenBank genome assembly. NCBI's taxonomy places the organism in Eukaryota, Bacillariophyta, Bacillariophyceae, Naviculales, Naviculaceae.
AUGGAGCAAGCCGGAAGCCCCAACCGUGUAUUGGAUUACGUGCCCAUUGCGAGGCUUGUCUUUGCCCCCAUCCUGCUCUUGCACAAUGUGGUGCGACUGACCCUCCAGCAGUUCCAGGAUGAGACUGCUUACUGCGCCAUGAAGGUUGAAGAAAUGAUCGGGGCUGGUUUGGAUCUUCAGAAGGAUGCGAAUGACAAGCUUUUUUCCAUCAACAGGGAACGUCGUAGCAAGGGGUAUCCUCCCAUUAUGGCUUUUGUCUACGAAUUCGACUUUGUUGGAGUGUGGUGGGUCCGUUACAUGGUUGGUGAUGGUCCUGGUCGAAUGAUGCUACCUCAUGUGAACGCCUUCAUCGAUUUGUCCAUCUUUGAAAGGCUGUUUCAAAUCAAGUUGAUUCUGCCCGAUCCAUUCAAGGAACCAGCCAAGACUACGUUGUUUUGUCAGAUUUGGAGCUUCGAUGAAGAUGAAUACAUCAUGCGGUACCAUCGUUGGCUGAGUGACAUUGACCUUUUGACCGAACACAUUGAAGUCUCCAGUGAUGACGAAGAUGAAGUGAACAUGGGAGGGAUCAACCUUGGCCGGCUGGAACGUCUUUUGGACAAUGAUGAUAGUUCUUCGGAUGACUCUGAUGAUGAACCAGUCAAUGACAAUGACGACAAUGACGAUGAUGGAGACGACGGCGAUGAAGGUGGUGCUGGAGUCUUGAUUCAUCCUGAGUCUCAAGUGGAAGAAGGAUCGGAGGAAGAAGGAUCGGAGGAAGAAGGAUCGGAGGAGGAAGGAUCGGAGGAGGAAGGAUCGGAGGAGGAAGGAUCGGAGGAGGAAGGAUCGGAGGAGAAUGAAGAAGCCACCGAGAAUGAAGAAGCCACCGAGAAUGAAGAAGCCACCGAGAAUGAAGAAGCCACCGGGAAUGAAGAAGCCACCGAGAAUGAAGAAGCCACCGAGGAUGAUGAGGAUGAUUCGAAGAAGCGAUCUGUGGAUGAGAGUAGCGAUGAUGAUGAGAGCCCCACUAAGAAGAAGAAGACCAAUGCUGUGGACACUGACAAUACAGAGGAAUCCGAAGAGGAGGAAACCGAUGACGACAACGAGGACACAGCAGAGGAAGAGGAAGAGGUCGCCCCCAUUGGGGGCGAUACUGCUGAAUCGGAAGAAGAGACCAGCGAGAAUGACAAUGGGGAUGAUGAAGAAGAUACUGGUUUGUAUCCGGUGCUCCUGGCAACCGGAAGCUGGUCUUAUUGA